GUACUGUGCCGUAGUGCUCGCCCCACCGGCAGGCUCCAUGCAGUGGAUGGAUGCUUGCGCAACCACACCCGGGUUCCCUCUUUUACUUGACACAAACGCCUGGCCGAGACGGUUCAAUCCUCCUUCAUGCCUCACUCCCGCUUCUUUGGUUCCAUGAUCCUCCCUAUGGACUCGCCAUCGCAUCUACGCCUCGUCGUUGCGCCUGCCACCCCCCUCUCGCCAUCGAACCGUCUGCCGCGCUUCACGACAGCAUCGCCGUCCUCGUAAUCCGCAGGCCCUCGUCGCGCUCAUCGGUUGAAUCCUCCGUCGGCCGCCUCCCGCUUACCAGCAUCCACCCUGUCGCUCGUUUACAUUGUUUUUUAUCGUCCUUUUUGGGACGAACAAGGCGCCCGCGCUCCCAGAAUCCCACCCAUGCCAAGCCUCGAUACCGCCGUCUCGUCCCCAUUCCGACGUGCAUUGACGCAUAUUCCGACGACCCACGCACCCUCCCGCGUCGGCUCUCCCGCCUUCGCUCUCGGCGCCGACGACGCCCGCCAUGGAGAAAUUCCCCGAUCACGUCGACGCGCACUACAUGGUCAAUGGCGCCGCACACAGCCCGAAUAACCAGCGGUCGUCGCCUGUCGCUUACCCUCAGCCCAACGGCGGCGCGACGCUGUCGGAUCGCUGGCAGCCCGCCAGCGGCAGAAGAGAGAAUGGCCACGCCCAUGGCUGGCCCUCGAGCGCUGCUCGCGGACACGGCCGCCAGAAGAGUCUGAGCGAUGCCUUCCGCACCAUACGCGCGAGAAAUGGCAGCAUGAGCCAGAAUGCCCACGAGAUUGCCGACGCCUUGCGCGCCCCCGUCUCCCCAAAGCUCGUCAUACUUUGCCUGUCAUGGUAUGCGUCAUCGGCUCUGACCAACACGUCCUCGAAAUCGAUCCUGAUGGCCUUCGACAAGCCGGCGACCCUGACCAUAAUUCAGUUUGCUUUCGUCUCCUCGCUGUGCAUGUUUCUCGCCUGGCUCGCCACGAUAUUCCCCGAACUGCGCAAUAAGAUUGCCGUCCUAAGGCACCCCAUCCGCAAGCCGAGCAAAGACGUCAUCCUCAACACACUCCCACUGGCCGCUUUCCAGAUUGGUGGCCAUUUACUAAGCUCGACCGCCACGGCCAAGAUCCCUGUGUCUCUUGUGCACACGAUCAAGGGCCUGUCCCCCUUGUUCACCGUCCUGGCUUAUAGGAUAUUCUACGACAUCCGGUACCCCCAAGCAACCUACCUCUCUCUUAUACCACUGACCGUCGGUGUUAUGCUCGCCUGCUCCGGUAAACACAGCUACGACGGUCAAUUGACGGGCGUCCUGCAGGCGCUGCUGGCAACGCUCAUCUUCGUCACGCAAAACAUCGUCUCCAAGAAGAUCUUCAACGAGGCAGCAAAAGCCGAGGCCGAGGCCCCCGGCGUGCGAUCCAAGAAGCUGGACAAGCUGAACCUUUUGUGCUACUCGUCUGGCAUGGCCUUUCUCGUGACCUUGCCCAUCUGGUUUUGGUCCGAGGGCAUCACCCUACUGGGCGACUUCCUCAGCGACGGUGCAGUGGACCUGAGCAACAACCCCCUUGCUAUGGACCACGGCCGGUUAACCCUGGAGUUCAUCUUCAACGGUGUCUUCCACUUCAGCCAGAACAUGCUGGCUUUCAUCCUCUUGUCCAUGGUGUCGCCCGUCACUUACUCGGUUGCAAGCUUGAUCAAGCGCGUCUUCGUCAUUGUCAUGGCCAUCCUCUGGUUCAGGAGCCCCACGACGCCCGUGCAGGCGGCGGGCAUUGCGCUGACCUUUCUCGGUCUCUACCUCUAUGACCGGACGAGCGAGAGCAACAAGGCCGACCGCAAGGCGCGCAUGAUGACGCAGUCCCGCACGGGCACGCCCUUGCUCCCCCUCAGCGAGGACGUCUCCGGCGCCAGCAGCCCCCAGGGUGGCUCUAGCGCGCACCCGUACACCGAGGGAUACCGCGGAGCUAUCACGGCGAGUGAGGACUCCAAGAAGGCCGACGACAACUUUGGACGCGGUCGUUCAGGCCGUGUCAACGCUGGCUGGGCCCAGCGGUAGUGAAAACUUAUAACUCGACUAGCUGUCAUGUCAUGGGUCGAAGGAGGGGGAGGACCGAGUCGUCCUUGGAUCCCUUGUUGCGUUUACUUUUCCUCAUUUCCAUCUUACCGAGGCGCGAUUGACGAAGACGCUGCUCUCCGCCCACCCGGGGCGCGGCGCGCACACAAUACAAACACACAACACACACACACACUUCCAAGGCCACAAAGUCACGCAAGCAUCUAGAUCUGGGGGGAAGUCUUCCUAUGCCAUCAAGACGGGUUUCCGGCGUUGUCUGUGGGGAACGAGGGUUCCCUAUUUUUACUCUUCCCGGUGUACAUGUACACAGAAUGACAUCUAUCUGCGCAUGCCUUGCAUGAAUGAGGUACGUUUUCAGAUAUGUUUGGACGGCAUGUGCAUGGUAGAAACGUGCGCGUAGGCUUGGUUCAUCCCUGAGUCGGAUGUAUUCAUAAACAAGCGUGGUUUGAACAAAGCUAGGUAUCGCAAGAUGCCCUUCGUCCGGCCCGUGACGCCCCGUGCCUCGAGUGAUUUCGCCGUUAUCAAAUGCUACUACUACUACUGCUACUACUACUGCUACUACUCCAUGAG
Molecule: messenger RNA, 2659 nt
Organism: Purpureocillium takamizusanense
Lineage: Eukaryota; Fungi; Ascomycota; Sordariomycetes; Hypocreales; Ophiocordycipitaceae
Exons: 2
Coding region: 536-2071 (511 amino acids)
Biological process (GO): phosphoenolpyruvate transmembrane import into Golgi lumen
Cellular component (GO): Golgi apparatus; endoplasmic reticulum
Molecular function (GO): antiporter activity; phosphoenolpyruvate transmembrane transporter activity
Source: RefSeq, a predicted model, not a curated record